Hemisphaericaspora subhashii is the source of this 1314-nucleotide messenger RNA. It is a transcript of the gene ISC1, whose product is annotated as inositol phosphosphingolipid phospholipase. Gene Ontology annotation, molecular function: sphingomyelin phosphodiesterase activity. The record is from RefSeq and is a predicted model, not a curated record. The transcript has a single exon. Gene Ontology annotation, cellular component: cytoplasm. Lineage: Eukaryota; Fungi; Ascomycota; Pichiomycetes; Serinales; Debaryomycetaceae. The coding region runs from base 1 to 1314 and encodes 437 amino acids.
AUGAGUACAAAUUCAACAUUGAUAAACGAGAAAGUGUUGUCAAAUAAACAACCUUCAGUUAAAUUACUUACUUUUAACACAUGGGGAUUAAAAUACAUAUCAAAAUAUAGAAGAGAAAGACUCAAGGCAAUUGCAGAUCUGUUAGCCCAUCCUCGAGAUCCAGAUGAAGAUUAUGAUAUAGUUGCAUUACAAGAAGUAUGGUGUGAGGAAGAUUGGGAUUACUUCAAUCAAGUAUGCAAAUUAAGAUAUCCUUACAGAAGAGUAUUCAAAGCAGGUAUAGUCAGUGGACCUGGUUUAGCAAUAUUAUCUAAAAUACCAAUAACAGAAACCUUCCUUUAUAGAUUCCCAAUAAAUGGAAGACCAUCAGCAUUUUUUAGAGGUGAUUGGUUUGUUGGUAAAAGUAUUGCAGUUACUUUACUUCAACCUCAUACUAAAAAUUCAUUACCAAUAGCCAUUCUCAAUUCACAUAUGCAUGCACCUUAUGCACAAACAGGUGACGCCAGUUAUUCCACUCAUAGAGCAUGUCAAGCUUGGGAUUUUGCUAAAUUAGUCAAGAUGUUGAGGAGAGGAGGAUACGCAGUUAUCCAAGUUGGAGAUCUCAAUUCUAAACCCAAUUCAUUACCAUAUAAGUUAUUCACAAUAGAAGGAGGACUUACUGAUUCUUGGAAUGUUUUACAUGGACAGGGUCAUGGUUUAGAUAUUGCUAGUUUAAAUCCUGAAGAUCAAAUUUUACAAGCGGGUGCCACGUGCAAUUCAAUUUUAAACACAUGGAGAUUAAAUAGUAAACCUUGGGAAGCAUGUCGUUUAGAUUAUGCAUUAAUUGAUGCUGAUAAUAUCGUACCAUUGAACGCACUGGUGAAGUUUACUGGUAGAUUACCACCACCUUAUAAUUGUUCAUAUUCAGAUCAUUUUGGAUAUAGUACUGAACUUUUAAUCAAUUCACAAGACCAAUAUGUCCCACCUUCAAUGAAUGAAUUUGAUACUUUUGAUGAUAAAGAAAUGCUUUAUCGUGAAGUAUUAGCAGAAAUCAAUGAUUAUCAAACUCAUACCAUACCAUUUCAAGCUGGAUGGAGAAAAGCACAUUUCAUAAUUUCAUGUUUGCUUAUUGUUCUAUUCCAUGUCUUGGUUGCUUUUGUAACUGGAUGGGGUGCACCUUGGGCAGCUGUUCUUUUCUUAUUUAUAACAUCCAUAGUGGCUGUGUCGGGUUGUAUCAAUGGUUUGAUUUGGUUUUGUGGAAUAAGGUCAGAGCUGAGGGCUUUACUGGAGGUGAUGUUACAAGUAGAGGAUGCUUAUACAUUCUUGAAGAAACAAUAA